AUGUCAAUUUAUAAAUUUUUAAUUAAUACAUAUUUGUAUUAGAAUUACUUGACAAUAUAUUUUUAGUUGCAUCUUGAAAGUUUGCAUAUAUUUGGAUUCAAGAAAUAUAUUGGCAGAGCAACAUUAUCUGAAAAUAUUGCUGAUGCUCUAUCACAUUAUUGA
This is a messenger RNA of Paramecium primaurelia, 162 nucleotides long. The record is from the annotation of a GenBank genome assembly. Lineage: Eukaryota; Ciliophora; Oligohymenophorea; Peniculida; Parameciidae.